Molecule: messenger RNA, 2400 nt
Organism: Salvia miltiorrhiza (redroot sage)
Lineage: Eukaryota; Viridiplantae; Streptophyta; Magnoliopsida; Lamiales; Lamiaceae
Product: putative pentatricopeptide repeat-containing protein At5g59200, chloroplastic
Exons: 1
Coding region: 84-1973 (629 amino acids)
Biological process (GO): RNA modification
Molecular function (GO): protein binding; RNA binding; zinc ion binding
Source: RefSeq, a predicted model, not a curated record
UAUAAAAAUGCAUUUUCUUAUUUAUUACCACAAAAUAUAAAAAUUGACCCAAACAAAAUCCGCCUAAAAGGAUUCAACGCUCAAUGAGUUCCUUAACACCUCUGCCUCAUCUCCCGCCAAAUUCAAACUUCCCCAAUUCCAACUCAAAUCGCCGCAAGAACACGAUUUUCCACCUGCAAAAUUGCAGAAAUCUCGAUCAAAUCGCUCCAAUCCAUACUAACAUCAUAAAAAACGGCCAAGAACACGACCAUUUCAUCGCGUUCGAGCUUCUCCGAGCUUGCUCCAGAUUCGACGCCAUUGAUUAUGCAAUCAAGGUUUUCCGUCGAACAAGGCAGCCGAAUGUCUACGUGUACACCGCCCUCAUCGAUGCGCUCGUGGCGGCCGGGUCGCAUCAUCGCGCUAUCACUUCGUAUGUGCAGAUGAUCGAGAAUUCCGUAUAUCCAGACAAUUUCGUCAUUAAUUCUGUGUUGAAGGCGUGUGGGCUGGAACUCGAUUUGGGGAUCGGUAAACAAAUACACUGCCAUGGUUUGAAGCUCGGGUUAUGUUCGAAUCGGCAGGUUAAAUUGAAGCUGAUGGAGCUAUAUGGAAAAUGCGCAAAAUUUGAUGAGAUGCAGAAGCUGUUCGACGAAAUGCCUGAAAGAGAUGUUGUUGCUAUGACAGUGAUGAUUUCAUCCUACCUCGAACAUAGAUUGGUCGAAAGGGCUUGUGUUGCUUUCGAUCUAGUGGAGGUUAAGGAUGCGGUUUGCUGGACAACGAUGAUUGAUGGGCUUGUGAGAAACGAAGAAAUGAGUAAGGCGUUGGAGUGUUUUAGGCGGAUGCAGAGGGAAGGCGUGAGAGCUAACGAAGUCACAGCCGUCUGCAUGCUAUCCGCUUGCGCACAUUUGGGAGCUCUGGAGCUCGGAAAAUGGGUUCAUUCAUACAUCAAAAAGUGUUAUAUUAAGGUUAAUCACUUUGUUGCUUCUGCUUUGAUCACUAUGUAUUCGAGGUGUGGAAGCAUCGAGGAGGCGGAGAGUGUGUUUUUGGAGGCGAAAGAGAAAGAAGUGAGCACUUACAACUCCAUGAUUGCUGGUUUCGCGUUGAAUGGGAAAACCAUGGAGGCAAUUGAGAUGUUUCAAACAAUGGUGAAUGAAGGAAUAAGGCCAACAAGCAUUACCUUUGUUGGUGUGCUUAAUGCUUGUAGCCAUGGUGGUUUCGUGGAUGUCGGGCUCAAGAUCUUCGAGAGCAUGGAAAAUGACUACGGUUUGGAGCCAAGAGUCGAGCACUACGGAUGCUUGAUUGAUCUAUUAGGCCGGGCGGGGAGAGUGCACGAGGCUUACGAGCUUAUUCAAGAAACGAGAGUUGCACCGGAUCAUAUAAUGUUGGGGUCGCUCUUGAGCUCGUGCAAAGCUCAUAGGGCGUUCGAGUUGGGGGAGAAGGUUGUUAAAACACUUCUUGCUCAUGAAUUUUCCGAAUCUUGUGAUGCAGGGACGUACAUCCUCGUCUCCAACUUCUACUCGUCUUGGGGGAAGUGGGACGAGGCUCUGCUAGCUCGUGCAGAGUUGAGGAAGAAGGGCGUGGAGAAGGAGCCCGGGAGCAGCUCCAUUGAAGUGGGUGGCGAGAUCCACGAGUUCCUCCUAGGCGACUCGAGCCAUCCUCGGAGGGAAGAGAUCUACGCGAAGAUGGAAGAGAUGGAUCAGAAAUUGCGCGGAGAGGGCUACCAUCCGCGGAUAGAUGGCGUGUUGCAAGACGUGGGGGAUCGAGAGAAGGCACGGGCUCUGGCCAUACAUAGCGAGAGGCUUGCUUUAUGCUAUGGGCUGAUAUCGAGUGAAGAAGGCUCUAGUUUGAGAAUUGUGAAGAAUUUGAGAGUUUGUGAUGAUUGUCAUGCGAUGAUCAAGCUCGUUUCGAAGGUCAGUGGCCGGAAGAUUGUGAUGAGAGAUCGGAAUAGGUUUCAUCAUUUCGAAAAUGGGAGGUGUUCUUGUGGAGAUUAUUGGUAGAAGAAGGUUGAUACUUGAGCUCCUAGAUGCAUUCUUGAACUUGUGAGUUUGUGUUGAAGCUUUAGUUGAAUACUAGGCGGAUGUGUGUCAAAGGGCCCCGGCCCGGGUCGGUCCAAUACUCCGAUGGUCCGAGGAACGGGCCAGCCGGCCCAAAUUUUAGUGCCCCUAGAGAGUUUUUUCGGGCUGGGCUGACCGGUAGAAUUGCGGUCCAAAAAAAGCUCGAAUUGGCUUGAGCGGUCUGGUUUCCCCUUGGCCUAGUGGGCUUAGGCCCGGUCCGACCCAUUUGACAGUGUACUCGAUGAGAUACAAGUGUUUAUUACUCGAUCUCAAUUGAUUAGUUUUUUUUACACGAUUAUUUAAAAGGAUAAGAUUGUAGUGUAAAAGUGUUGAAUCAUAUUUAAUAUAAUAUAAAGUAUAUUAGUAUAAA